CUCUUGGCGCCACCGGUCAUCGUCGUCACACGCUGUUGAGGAAUUUGGUGGCGAAGAAAAAGAAAUUGCAGAUUUAUCCCAGUCUUACAUAGCAUCGUAUUCAAAACAUGGAUGUUGGGAAGUUGGUGGAGGUGCUUAGAGCAACCCUCGAUCCAGAGCAGCGAGAGAAUGCCGAGCAACAGUUGACGGAGGUACACAAGAUCAUUGGGUUUGGGCCGGUGCUGCUGCAAGUUGUGAUGAUGGAGCAGAUCGACAUGCCCGUCAGACAAGCAGGUGUGAUAUACCUCAAGAACAUCAUCACCCAGUUCUGGAUAGAGAGAGAGGCAGAGAACCCUGGGGAUGCCGUCCCAUUUAACAUCCACGAGCAAGACAGACAGGCGAUUCGUGAGAACCUUAUAGAAGCCAUCAUCCAUGCCCCAGAACCUGUCAGGGUCCAGUUGUGUGUGUGCAUCAGUCACAUGGCUAAGAGUGACUGGCCAGGACGCUGGCCGAACCUGGCAGAGAAGAUCGCUGUGUACAUCCAGACUGAAGACCCCAAGACUCUGAUGGGAGCGCUCAUGUCCCUCUAUCAGCUGGUCAAAGUAUAUGAGUACAAGCGAGCUGACGAGCUCAAGGUGCUUGAUGAGAUGAUGGUGCACAUGUUGCCGCUGGUGUAUCAGAGGACGCUGCCACUGCUGCAGGACAAUAGUGAAGUCUCCAACCUCCUCCAAAAGCAGAUUCUCAAGAUUUUCUUUGCUUUCACACAGAACUUCCUGCCCCAAGCAACUGUACCCAAGGAGGUUUUUACACAGUGGAUGGAAGUGCUCAGGCAGAUCGUUGACAGACAAGUGCCCCAGGAGACCAACCAGAUAGAUGAGGAUGACCGCCCAGAGCUGGCCUGGUGGAAAGUAAAGAAGUGGGCAGUUCAUAUACUGGCUCGAAUAUUUGAGAGGUAUGGAAGUCCUGGAAAUGUCACACGAGAAUACCAACAGUUUGCUGAAUGGUACCUUAAGAGCUUUUCAGCUGGGAUCCUGCAGGUGUUGUUGAAGUUGUUGGACCAGUACCGCCAGAAGAUCUACGUCGCUCCCCGCGUCCUCCAGCAGACCCUCAACUACAUCAAUCUUGGAAUCAGUCACGCCUUUUCAUGGAAGUACAUCAAGCAACACAUGCAGACGCUGAUGCAGGAUGUAAUAUUCCCACUUAUGUGUCACAGUGACGAGGAUGAUGAGCUGUGGAACACUGACCCACAUGAAUACAUCCGGGUCAAGUAUGAUGUGUUUGAAGAUUUCCUGUCCCCGGUGAUGGCUGCCCAGAUAGUUUUCUACUCCUCGGCCGCCAAAAGGAAAGAGGUGUUGAACAAAGCCAUGGGAUUCUGUAUGUCCAUCUUGACCCAGCCCAACGUUGACCCACGCCAGAAGGACGGGGCCCUGCAUAUGGUGGGGGCAGUGGCUGAGGUGCUUCUCAAGAGGAAAAUCUACAAGGACCAGGCAGAGUUGAUGCUGACAAACCAUGUCUUCCCCGAAUUCACAAGUCAGUUUGGCUACCUGAGAGCAAGGGCAUGCUGGGUGAUCCGUUACUUCUGUGAGCUGAAGUUCCGCAAUGAGCAGAACCUGAUGCAGGCUGCCGAGAUGAUCAAGACGUGUCUGUGUAACGACAAGGAUCUACCUGUCAGAGUGGAGGCUGCCAUCGCCCUCCAGAUGAUCAUCACAGAGCAAGAGAAAGCCAAGAAUUAUAUCCGCCCGUUUGUCAAGCCUGUGAUUUUAGAGUUGCUGAAGGUGAUCCGCGAGACCGAGAACGAUGACCUGACUGGCGUGAUGCAGCGACUUGUCUGCACCUACACCGAUGACGUCAUCCCCAUUGCAGUUGAGAUGAUGAGUCAUCUUGCACAGACAUUUGCUCAGGUCUUAGACACAGAUGUAGACGGGUCUGAAGAGAAGGCCAUUACAGCUCUAGGAAUCCUCAACACCAUGGAAACAAUUCUCAAUGUCAUGGAGGAGCAGAAAGAGAUUAUAACCCAGCUAGAAGGAAUAGUUCUCAAUGUUAUAGGAAUAAUUUUACAGCAAAACAUUAUGGAUUUCUAUGAGGAGGUGUUAUCCCUGAUCUACAGCCUGACCAGCACCCAGGUGUCACACCACAUGUGGGAGGUGUUCGGCAUGAUCUACCAGAUGUUCCAGAAGGACGGCAUCGACUACUUCACAGACAUGAUGCCAGCCCUGCACAACUACAUCACCGUGGAUACCACAGCCUUCCUAGCCAACCCCUCGUAUCUACAGAUCAUUUACGAAAUGUGUAAAACAGUGUUGACGGGGGAUGUAGGUGAGGACCCUGAGUGUCACGCAGCCAAGCUGCUUGAGGUCAUUAUUCUUCAGUGUCCAGGAAAAGUAGACCAUGUAGUGCCGUCAUUUGUGGAACUGGUUUUACAGAGGUUGACACGGGAAGUCCAGACAUCGGAGUUGAGGACAAUGUGUUUACAAGUAGUCAUAUCCGCACUGUAUUAUAACACUCCCCUGUUGUUCGAGAUGUUACAUAAAAUCCAGAUCCCCAACAUGCAGGGAUCAAUACUCGCACAGUUCCUCAAGCAGUGGCUUCACGACGCAGACUGCUUCCUGGGGCUGCACGACCGAAAGAUAUGUGUGCUUGGUCUAUGUUCAGUUUUAAAUAUGCCAAACAAUCGCCCAGCAGAAAUUACAGCUGUCGCACCCCAGAUCAUACCUGCAGCACUGCUCCUGUUCCAGGGAUUAAAACGAGCAUAUGCAAGUCGAGCCAAGGAAGAAGAAGACUCUGAUGGUGACGAGAAUGGCCAGGAAGAGGAUGAGGAUCAGGAAGUAUUGGAAAGUGAUGAAGAUGAGAUUGAUGAAGAUGGAAACCAGUAUUUAGAAAAAUUAGAAAAAGCGCGUGGUGAUACGGACGAUGACAGCGAUGCAGAGUUCACAGAUGAUGGUGCGGAGGAGACGGCACUCGAGAGUUACCAGACUCCCAUAGAUGAGGAUAGCUGUCAAAUUGAUGAAUAUGUCAUCUUUAAACAUGUUCUGCAGUCCAUUCAAUCCACAGACCCCACGUGGUACAUGGCUUUAACGAGCGCCCUCACUGCACCACAGACAAAAGAAUUGGAUGACGUUUUCAAACUUUCUGACCAGAGAAAGGCAGCUGCAGAUUCCAAGCAGAUAGAACAAAGAGGGGGUUACAUGUUCACAACCAAACAAGUUCCUACAUCAUUCAAUUUUGGAAGCAUGGGAUAAUUUUUGCUUUGCUUAAAAUAAACUAUUGUGCAACAGUGUCUCCUUUCACCCCUAUUUUCCACUCGUGGACUCAACCAGUGCUCAGCUUCAUAUGAGGAAGCAAGUGAAAGGAAGGGGUGACAGGAUAACAUUCUAGAUGUCUGCUCACCGCCACCCUGUGUGGAUGUGGACUUCACCAUUUGUCUGCUAAUAAUGGGAUUCACCUGUGUGACUGCUUCUGCUUCCAAGAUGACCCAGCAUUUCUGACAGAAAGCAUAAAUACUUCACAAAUCUUGGAUUGGACGGUUCGCGCAAGGAUGUUUGAAAUUGAAGCAAAUGUUGCUACCGAUUCCAGUGUGUUUGAAACUCAAGACAAAGAAGAGAAGUGACGCUGUGAAUUACCCUCAUUCUCUGGGAAUCCUCUUGAUGAAUAUUUGUGUAAAAAGAUUGUGUACGAAACAUCCGUGAAAACCAUUUUUUGGUACAAAUUGAAAAUAUUUUGUUAGGUU
Molecule: messenger RNA, 3706 nt
Organism: Haliotis rubra (blacklip abalone)
Lineage: Eukaryota; Metazoa; Mollusca; Gastropoda; Lepetellida; Haliotidae
Product: importin-7-like
Biological process (GO): protein import into nucleus
Cellular component (GO): cytosol; nuclear envelope
Molecular function (GO): small GTPase binding
Source: RefSeq, a predicted model, not a curated record